UGUGAGGGUGAUGGGUGUUCCUCCUUAAACUGCUGUAGAGAAAGAGUGACUAUGUAUGCAUCAGUCACUCAGAUACAGAGACCAGCAGCCAGAGGACAUGGAGCCAAAACAGAUCAAAGAAGGAUACCUUGUCAAAAAGGGCACAGUGCUGAACUCAUGGAAGGUGGUGUGGGUGGUGUUGUCUGAAGAUGGGGUGGAGUUCUUCAAGAGAAAGACAGACAACGCUCCCAAAGGAAUGAUCCCACUGAAGGGAGCUGUUCUGACCAGCCCCUGUCAGGACUUCAGCAAGAGGAAUGUACGGUCACGUCACCUUUCAGUAUUAAAUACCAGUUUUGUUUUUAAGCUGAGAACGGCCAAGAACCAGGACCAUUACUUCCAGGCAUCCCACCUGGAGGAGAGAGAGUCCUGGGUGAAGGACAUCAAGAGAGUCAUCACCUGUCUGCAGGGGGACAGAAAGUUCACCAGGAAGUCCACAAGGAGGUCCAUUCGCCUCCCCGAUACCAUCAACCUCAGUGAGCUGUACAUUCUAAUGAGAGACCAGGAGGAUGGUGUCAAAGAGCUGAAGCUGGAGAAGGAGAAGAGAGUCUACAAUCACUGCUUCACAGGUGGUACGGUGGUGGACUGGCUGAUCUCUAAGGACAAGGCCAGGAACAGGCCUGAGGCUCUGAUGUUGGCUACAGGACUCCUGAAUGAAGGUUUCCUGCAGCCCGCAGGGGACCUGUCCAAAGAGGCGGUCGAGGGAGGGGCAGAGUCUGCCGUCCUCGAUGAUCCAGAUGCACUCUAUUACUUUGCAGACAGUGGGUUCUUCUGUGAAGGCUACUCCAGUGAUGAAGACGUGAUUCUGAAGGAGGAGUUUCGGGGUAACAUAAUAAAACAGGGCUGCUUACUCAAACAGGGUCAUCGGAGGAAAAACUGGAACGUGCGGAAGUUCAUCCUCCGGGAUGAUCCUGCUUAUAUUCACUAUUACGACCCCACCAAGGGUGAUGAGAACCCUUUGGGCUCUAUCCACCUGCGAGGGUCUGUGAUCACAGCAGUAGAGUUUGUUCCUGAGGCCAAGAGGUAUGAUGUUGAUGGGAAUCUCUUUGAGAUCAUCACUUCAGAUGACACACACUAUUUCUUACAAGCGACUACACCCGAAGAGAGGAAGGAGUGGAUCAAAGCCAUCCACACUGUGUCUAAAACCGGAAAAUAAUCACAACAGGCCACACAGCUAAUUUGAACAACUUACAUUGAGGGAUAUGGAUUAUGGUUGGCGUGUACAAAUACUUGUUGCAGAGCCAGAAGGAAUCUGAAUUUAAAUAAUUUAGCCAUAGAAUUUGAAGGAUGAAUGACUGAUCCAAAAUUCAGCUUUUACGAGUUGUAUGUUUCUUAUUGUAUUUAUGUUGAAUGAUUACACAUUUCCUGUACAUAUAGAUAAAAUGCACCCUCACAUGUUUUUCAUAAUUCACCAUGAUGUGGGUGCACUCUCACCUUUAGAUAUGAGAUACAGGCAGACUGUGAAGGGUACAAUGUUCUGUGUAGAAAGGCGUGAAGUUCUGUAAUGGUUUCUGGUGUGGCCUUCUGCUUUUCCAUCCAGCAGCCUGAAAGAAAUAGGACAGUUAGAAGAAUCUCACCAUUGCAGACAGUUCCUAUGACUGAACAAACACGUAUCAUAUCCUGCCUUUGAGGACCCUUGUCACUCUGUGGUUUUCAUGAUGUUCUUAUCCCAUAUCACGUGAUAUGCACAUUGUCUAUCUACUGACUGUAUAUCGCUGUGUUCUAAAUCGAGUGUCUGUCAAAAAGUAUCAAUUAAAUAUCUACUCUUUGUCUCCA
This is a messenger RNA of Salvelinus sp. IW2-2015, 1812 nucleotides long. The record is from RefSeq and is a predicted model, not a curated record. NCBI's taxonomy places the organism in Eukaryota, Metazoa, Chordata, Actinopteri, Salmoniformes, Salmonidae.